CAGUGCAAUUUACCAGUAACAGUGAGAAAGAGAAGUGAAUGAAACGCAGAGCAGCAGAAUUUAGUGAGUCCCUCUCUCUCUUUCGUCUUUCCCGCUCUCCUCCUCUGUCCUCUCGCCUGCCCUUUCUUCCUCCGACCGCCGUGGUUUCUUCCCUUUCCUUUCCGUCAUUCCUUUUCCUGUCCUUAGGCCGCGCCGGCUCUCUCCUGAAUAAGGGCAUUCUCAUCAAGCUGAAGCUGAACCAGAGCGUAAAGGCUAUUGGGACGAUGAGUUCGGAGGCGCCGCCCAAGACCAGAUCCCCACAAAUUGUUACAUUGAAUCACGCGUUCAAGUUGGCUGAACAAUGGGUAAGUAGAAUGAGCAGAAGCAGUGACGAUGAACCAGUGGAGGCAGAACAACAAGGACGACCUCUAAAGCUUGGACUUGGAGCUAGGGCUGUUCCGCGGUCGAAUCUUCUAUCUACAAAUGAUCCCGCGGCGAGGAGGCUGCAUAACAAGUUGGAAGCUGCCAAGAAAAGAUCUGCCAAAGUAGCUAGUGAGACCGGAGGUGAUGAAAGCGAUGACAGUGAUGGAGAACUAGAGAGCAGAACCGGUGCAUUCGCCAAGAAGAGAGGUUUGCCCCCAGCUUUACCUUCACAACUGAACACCAAGAAGAAGAAGCAGCAGAAGUGCCUUGGUAGGUUCAUAUGCUGUAAAAUUUUUGGAUUGGAGAAGCUGGCUCAAGUUUUGCAGAGUUGUCAAACCAUAUAAUCUGUUUGUGCUGCCUAUUAUGCGAAUAACAAGAUCUUUAGGAACUUUAGCCCCUGCAAUCAAAUUCGACGCUAACAGUCAACAGGGCUUUGCCCCCAGUAGUCUUGUACCUCCGGGAAUACCGACGGACCUCGCUUGGAUUCGAACCUGGGAUCUGCACCUUCCAAGCCUUUAUUGUCGCGACAGAUUUACCGUUAGAUUAUCUUAACUUUGACUAUAUGUUAGAAUUGGAUACAUGUAAUAAUUGAGUUUGACUAUAGGUUACAGAUAUGAUGAGAAUUGGAGAAAAAGUGCAUUUCAAUUCCACUGUGCUUGGUGUUUUGUAGGUAAGUCGGAUAUUCAUAUCAAUCCCAUUCAGCUGGAUGACCCGUGGAAUCCAUUCAUCCAAUUUUGAUGACACAAAUGUGAUGUGAAAAUCAUUUUCUUGAUUCAUAAAAAAAAUAAUAAUCAUUUUUUACGAUGAAAGGAAAAGAAAAUAGAAUCGAGAUUGUCGAAAUUUCAAACCGUUAGUAUGGAGUUAGACAUUCAAGAAGGGUUUAAUACAUGUAGUUGAGGUGAUCGUGAUCCCCUCUCGUCCUGGUCGGUACUGCUA
This is a messenger RNA of Linum tenue, 1338 nucleotides long. The record is from the annotation of a GenBank genome assembly. NCBI's taxonomy places the organism in Eukaryota, Viridiplantae, Streptophyta, Magnoliopsida, Malpighiales, Linaceae.